Molecule: messenger RNA, 1212 nt
Organism: Hirundo rustica (Barn swallow)
Lineage: Eukaryota; Metazoa; Chordata; Aves; Passeriformes; Hirundinidae
Gene: PAX9
Product: paired box 9
Exons: 4
Coding region: 160-993 (277 amino acids)
Biological process (GO): anatomical structure development; regulation of transcription by RNA polymerase II
Molecular function (GO): DNA-binding transcription factor activity, RNA polymerase II-specific; RNA polymerase II cis-regulatory region sequence-specific DNA binding
Source: RefSeq, a predicted model, not a curated record
UGUAGUUCUUUUCUUCCUCGCGCUGCCGGUCCCUCCUCAGCGGAGAUCGGACAGGCUCGGGGCCGGCGCGGCCAGGAGCGCAGGAGGCCGGCGGUCGGUUCCCGGGCAUAGGGAUCCGUUGGGAUUCAGGGCCGGCCUCGAGGUGCCCCGCUCAGAGGAAUGGAACCUGCCUUCGGGGAAGUGAACCAGCUCGGGGGGGUGUUUGUCAACGGGAGACCCCUGCCCAAUGCCAUCAGGCUGCGGAUUGUGGAACUGGCGCAACUGGGUAUCAGGCCGUGUGACAUCAGCCGGCAGCUCCGCGUUUCCCACGGCUGUGUCAGCAAAAUCCUGGCUCGCUACAACGAGACCGGCUCCAUCCUACCGGGGGCUAUCGGCGGCAGCAAGCCUCGGGUCACCACUCCCACCGUGGUAAAACAUAUCCGGACCUACAAACAAAGGGAUCCGGGCAUCUUCGCCUGGGAGAUCCGGGAUCGCCUGCUGGCCGACGGCGUGUGUGACAAGUACAACGUGCCGUCGGUCAGCUCCAUCAGCCGCAUCCUCCGGAACAAAAUCGGGAACCUGUCUCAGCAGAGUCACUACGAGUCUUACAAGCAGCACCAGCCGCCCCCACAGCCUGCUCUGCCCUACAACCACAUCUACCCCUACCCCAGCCCUAUCGCUGCUGCAGGAGCCAAGGUGUCCACCCCUCCCGGAGUGCCGGCGAUCCCCAGCUCCAUGGCCAUGCCCAGGACGUGGCCGUCCUCUCACUCGGUGACGGACAUCCUGGGGAUCCGGUCCAUAACAGACCAAGCAGUGAAUGACACUUCGCCUUACCCCAGCCCCAAGGUGGAGGAAUGGAGCAGCUUGGGCCGAAAUAGCUUCCACCCGCCGGCCCAGCAUGCCGUGAACGGGUUGGAGAAGAGCUCCCUUGAGCAGGAGACCAAGUAUAGCCAGGAAGCAGAUGUGCGUAUUGCGAAAGGGAGCCGAUACUCAUUAAUGGGAAAAAUCUUGUAACUGGGGAUGUCUAAGAGCAAGCUUGUUCCUGGAAAUGGUACACUGUUUGGAGGCCUCAUCCCAAACCCGCUGGAGCUGCAGAAAAUAUUCCUCCUAAUUCAGAGGGGUUUGUGAACAUAGUCUGAGUGAAGUCUUCCUCUGACACACUGGCCAAACCCCUAAGCAGCAACUACCUCAGGUCUCAGUUGAACUUCUGAACUGCUGGGAUGUCACUCCCUG